Molecule: messenger RNA, 402 nt
Organism: Rosa chinensis
Lineage: Eukaryota; Viridiplantae; Streptophyta; Magnoliopsida; Rosales; Rosaceae
Product: putative protein TPRXL
Exons: 1
Coding region: 1-402 (133 amino acids)
Source: RefSeq, a predicted model, not a curated record
AUGGAGUCGGACGUGAGCAUCGAAACCAGCUCCAUGAUCCACGUGGAGGUCCUCCCCAUCGGCCACGUCCCCCGGUCGAUCCACUCUCCGCCGUCAGCUCCAUCUACACCGAGCACCAGAAGUCGCCCUUCGCUCACCAGCCCUGGGACUCCGGCAGCCUCAACUUCUAGUUCGUCCUCGGAGGCGCCCCUCCCAGCCCCUGGGAGGACUUCCAGUCCAACCGCAAAACCCUCGCCAUCAUCGGAAUCUGCCACUGCCCUUCCUCCCCAGAUCUCGACUCCGUCAUGGAUCAAUUCGAUUCCACCUGUAGAGCCUACCCUGUCGCCCACAUCGAACUCUGCUGUGCCUUCUGCCCCGCCGAUUCUCAGGUGUGCUGGUUUGGAGGAGCAAACCAAUAGUUGA